This is a messenger RNA of Suncus etruscus (white-toothed pygmy shrew), 1627 nucleotides long. It is a transcript of the gene R3HCC1, whose product is annotated as R3H domain and coiled-coil containing 1. The coding region runs from base 1 to 1518 and encodes 505 amino acids. Gene Ontology annotation, molecular function: nucleic acid binding. The transcript has 8 exons. The record is from RefSeq and is a predicted model, not a curated record. NCBI's taxonomy places the organism in Eukaryota, Metazoa, Chordata, Mammalia, Eulipotyphla, Soricidae.
AUGCCUCCCCCGGGCCGCACGGUGGCGCUGCGACUCCGCGGAGACCGAGCGGUGGCGGGCGCGCUGGACACUCGCGCGUCUGGGACCAUUGGAGCGGCGACGGCGGCGGCGGCGGCGGCGGCGAAGACGACAGCGGCAGCGGCGGCGUUGGCGCGCGGGACGGCCGCGGCCUUCCCAGCUGGCACGCUGGCCCUUCUCCUGGACGGAGUCUUCCUGUCGGCGGCCGAGAAUGACUUUGUGCACCGGGUUCGGGAGGAGCUGGAGCGCUUCGCGCUGCAGAAGCAGCUGUCCAAGGUCCUUCUUUUCCCCCCAGUCUCCAGUCGCCUUCGGUACCUGACCCAUAGGACCGCAGAGAGUUUUGAUCUGUUGAGCAGCUUCUCUGUAGGGGAGGGCUGGAAACGGAGAACUGUCAUCUGUCACAAGGACAUCAGGUUACCCAAUUCAGAAGGCCUUUCUGGCCCCUGUUGCCCUCCUGCCUCUCGGCACAACAAGUAUCGAAGUUCUCGACCGUCCUCAAAUCAGGGAGCAACUGCCAGUCCCCGAGGGGCACGGGCUGGCCGGUGGCAGCGAGGACGCAAACCUGACCAGGCUUUGUAUGUGCCCCGGGUGCUGCGUUGCCAAGAAGAUGGUGCACCACCCGCCACCCCAAAGCUCGAGGAACAUGAGCUAGCUAGCGGGCAUCUGGUGGAGCCUGGAGAUAUUGGUGCUGGGGACUCCAUUGCUGAUCAAGAACAACCCGUGCUGGUGUCUCAGGCAGUAGAGGACCAGAAGGACCCGAGCCAAAAUGUGGAGCCUGAACCACUAUCAGAACCACUCUGUGCUGAGCUCCCGGAGCCUGAGACUCUCUUGGAGACAGGAAACCAGCUGGAAGCAGCCACACAGUCUGGAGCCGGUCUGCAACUGGACUCAGAAGAGGGCAAUGGCAGUGAUCAGGAGAAGAGCCCAGUGGCAGAGGAGGAGGAAGAGGAAGGGCCUGGUUCUGAAGAUGAUUACAAUGAUCUACUGCAGGAAAUAACUGACAACCUGACCGAGAAGGAGAUUCAAGUAGAGAAGAUCUACAUGGACACCUGUGCUGCUGUUGAGGAGCUGCCUGGAGAGAAGGAUUUUGCCCAUGUGGUGGAGAUCUAUGACUUUGAGCCAAAACUUAAGACUGAGGACCUGCUGACAGUAUUCUCAGAAUUCCAGGAGAAGGGAUUCAAGAUCCAGUGGGUGGAUGACACACACGCACUUGGUGUCUUUCCUUGCCUGGAGUCAGCUACCGAAGCCUUGACCAGAGACUUCUCCGUGCUCAAGAUCCGGCCCCUCACUCAGGGAACCAAGCAGUCGCGGCUGAAGGCCCUGCAGAGGCCCAAGCUCCUGCGCCUGACCAAGGAGAGGCCGCAGACCAACACAGUGGUGGCCCGGCGGCUAGUGGCACGUGCACUGGGACUCCAGCACAAAAAGAAAGAGCGGCCCUUGGUCGAGUCUCCUAACAAGCCGCCCUGCCAGCCUGCCAGCCCCGAACAGAGCCAGGAGUGAGUGGGGUCCUCACAGCAGCCUGUAGGCUCCAUGCUGCCCUUGCCAGCCUGUGCUGGGAUUCCCUUGUUCUAGUUUGAGAAGUUGAGAAAAAAUAAAAACUUGAACCGUA